CACGUAUAAAACAAAAAAUAAAAUAUGGCGUAGAUAUAAAUAUGGAUGAAUAUUUGUACAAUGCAUAAUUGAUGGCAACGGCCCAUUGAAUUAAGAAGGUGAACUAUAACAAUGUAACAAAACAUCUUUUUUCAUCAAUUAUCUAUUAUGUGCAAGAGCAUGUUGUUUACUUGUUUUUAUUAUUUAGACCUGCUCUUACGAAUGAUGACUUCAGAAAACUGCUGAUGACUCCAAGAGUGGGUGCCCCUGAUGUUGCUCCACCUUCUGCAAGUGUUGCGAAAUUGAAAGUGUAUGUACUAUAAAAUUACAAUUUAACAAGCGAGCACACUCAAUAUACACUUGCAGAAAGUAUGUCGCGGUCACCUUGCCUAUAGUGCCUCAUUUUCAUGAUUGACAAGUUAGGCUGUCACAUACACGAAGACGAGACCCUAUAGCCAGAGUGACAUACUUUCCGGAAAGGUGUAUUGCCACUGUAGAGAUUUUUGCACGACGAAAAAUACAGACUUUUAUGCGUUUGGCUGGUUGCAGGUUGCAUGUCUUCAUGGGCGGAUUUACUGGGGGGUUAGGGGGGGGGGUUAAACCCCCUAGAAUCUCUCUAACCCCUCUUAUAAAGUGUUCAACCCCACCAAAACUUCGCUUCACCCCUCCUAUUUUGCAUGAAAGUCGUUAACCGUAAUGCCUAACCCCUGCCGAAGCUCGCCCAGUGGUGCCACUUGCACCCCACUAAGUAUUUUCCUCAUCUGAAGACACCGUUAAUACGGCCACCUCGCUAAUACGACCAACGGCUACCUUUUGAUGUCCCCAACUCUUAAUAUGACACUUAAUAUACAAAACAAUGCCCCAUUGGCCGUUUAUGUAGUGAAGACAAGCGUAAUUUAAUGUAUCAUAGUCAAACAAUUGAACAGUAAAUUGGAUUACAUGUGGCUAAAAGAAAGUGUAAACUUGACAAAGCGUUUUUCAAAGAUGUUAAAAAAACAAUUAAUAAAACCGUUAAUACGACUACCCCGUUAAUACGACCCAAAAUAUUUUGGCCGAAUGGUGGUUGUAUUAACAGGGUUCUACUGUACUUGAAAAACAUAGGCAGAACUUCGAUGUUCUGACGGCCUUCGAGGCUUUCAACCGCUCGAAACGUCGCAGUUUUUCAGAUAUUUUUCAGAUAGUUGUAUAUCUUUCCAGGCCUACAAAAUAUAUUUAUCUUCCUGGCAGCAAAAUCCAAAAAUAAAAUUUCCUGUGUUAGUCAAAUAUACAAUAAAACUUUCUGCAUACACUGUAUGUAGAUUUCAGAGAAUGAAUGAUGCCUCUCUCCUCCGCAGAGGUUUCAAUGAGCUUUACAUGGCGCUUUACUUAGAUUAAAAUUUAGUCUAACAUGCAAGUUGUCCGUUGAGCAAGUUGACCACAAUCGAUAAGACAAACUAUAUGUUAGGAAUGAACCAUGCGUGAUUGAAAGAAUGUCAGUUUAAAUCUGGCAAAGCGCCUGAGAGCCUUGGGUAAAGUUUUUCACCCAAAAGAGUGUAUACAGUAACUGUAAUCACAAGCUUAGUGUUAUAGCCGACGAUAUAUCUUAUAUCAUUUUUUAGACAAAGCAAAUCAUAUACCGAUAAUAGUGAACAUGAAAAUCCUGCCGCACUCAGAAGGAAAAGAAAAAGGUACGAAUGUUUGCUAACACUUCCACAACAACACUUUGACGUACUGUUUGUACACAUUGCAAGGUUACUGGAAGCUAACAGCAGCACAACGUGGAAUUUGAAUAAUGAAAUUUGACAGGAAUUUUGGCUUUCCGAGGCUUGAUCAUAUUUGCUUUCUUUCUAAAAAUAACUUGUAUCAUUACUUAUAUAUUUCCAACAUUUGUGUAUUUUUUAAGUCAUUAUGCGAAACUGAAAAAGAUCGAGGAAGAAAGAGAAAAAGAACUGGCAGCAAAAUACAGAGACAGGGUAAAUAUCAUUGAAUACACAUGCAUGGUUAAUAGGAAACAUGCACUAAGUUUAAUGCAUCCAAUCGUACUAGUAAUUGAACUGGAUGUUGAAUUGUAUUCCAAAUAAGUCUUUUCUUGUUUAGAUUAGUUCAAAUGUUUAUUGCUGAAACUAUAAAAGGAUUUCUAAUCAUUUUCUAAAAAUUCAUAAAAUUAGAUUUAGAACGUUAUUUCUUCCUCAGGCACGUGAAAGACGAGAUGGAUUCAAUCCAGAUUAUCAAGGAACAGAUGUGAAUCUUAAAGCAUCUGGAGAUUAUAAAGCAGUCGGUCCAACUGCUGAAGCAACGUAAGUUGGAAUGCACUGGAUAUGAUAUCGGGCUGGAUAGCUGGCAGGGUAGUGAGUUAAUCUCCUUCUCACUGGAAAAGAUAGUGAAGUCCAUCAGUGCAAUGGACCAUUUGCAUUAUGGACUAAUUUUGAUCUAAACAAGUCUAGACCAAAAUUUCAUCACAGCUUGAAAGAGCAACACAAAAUUAGUAAUAUUCCAAAGUUUCGUUGCGAAAUGUUGUAAAAUUCGGAUAAUAUAGCCUUGCGAAAUUGCAAUUUUCAGUCAUUUUGUAUUACAAACGGGAAAUUAAUGCCCCAACACCCGAUUGGGCUGUCAAUUUCCCGUGCGUAAUACAAAAUGACUGAAAAACGGCAAACUUCGCAAGGCUAUAUUCUCCAUAUUUUACAACAUUUCGCAACGAAACUUUGGAGUAUUACUAAUUUUGUGAUGCUCUUUCAAGCUGUGAUGAAAUUUUUGUCUAGAUCAAAAUUUAGUCUAUAAUGCAAAUGUCCAUUGCAUCACUAAAUCCAUAGUAUAUCCAUACUAUUUCCACACUAUAUCCAUAGCAUGGAAAUGGCAAUUCGUAUGAAAAUUGGAUUUCCAAACUAUUUCCAACGAAGAUCGAUCAUACUGUUUCCAUAGUAAAGAUUUUGUAUCCAGUAUAGUCAUAUUUAAUUUUAAACAACAAAGAACUUAGUUAACAUACUUGUUUGCAGUUAGCAUACUUGUUUGCAGUCAACAUACCUGGUUGCAAAAUCCGGUAAGUGUAUUUGGCUAUUGAAGGUGUGAACAUGACUUUUGUAACCAUGCACGUUCACUGACGUCAGACUCAGUGCCAGCUAUAGGGGGUAUUGCAACUCAAAAGUGAUGAAGUCCCUUAUAUUUUCUUGAUACAAGAUUGCUUGACCAAGAAUAAAACUCCUAGCUGCGUAAUAUGGAAUAAAGUGCAAUACAUUGUAAAACACCGCUCCUGUUUUGCAAUUAUGACGUCAUAGGCCCCUGGACAUUUUGGUGGGGGCCCCGCUCACCUUUCGGCAGCCUUGUUCACACUGAAGUUUUUUCGUUGAAAUAUUUUUAUUUGAAAUGGCAUGAAUUUCAGGAAUACUGCAGCUGAAAUGAGAAAGCGAGCUAUUCAAGAAAGUAAAUUCUUGGGUGGUGACAUGGAGCAUACUCAUUUGGUGAAAGGCCUUGACUUUGCUUUAUUACAAAAGGUAAUUUGUGUGUUUUGUAUCAAUUCUGAAAUAGUUUUCCUUUAUUGAACGAUGUUCAAACGGCAAGAGUGCGAACGGGCCUCAAGACCCAUGCGAGACAUUCUCCCUCUUGAAUUUUGUUUACAUCUAAUAUCAUUAUUUACGGCAAUAUUAUAAAUUGGUAAACAUAUACCAGCUGAUGUUAAUUUGUGAUGUUACUCUGAGUAUGCAUCCACCCCGGGCAAGCUGAAAAGUUUGCUUGGCCACGGUGGGAAUCGAACCCGCGACCUUUGGGAUAUGCAUACUCACAGUAACAUCACAAAUUAACAUCAUAUUCACUUGAGCACAUAACACCAACACACACAAAUAUACCAGCUGAUUAAUAUCUCAAAUUAGGACGCUAUUGCACCACAUAUAAAUUAUCAUGAAUGUAGUAUACGUUUCGCAAUGUGUAACAAGCAAAGUGAGAAGACGUUUAAGGACGUGGUGUACGACGUUGCUGCAUGGGGCUUAUGAAACUAAUUAUUUAUUUAAAAUAAUUCAUUAUUUCUGAUUGCCUUUAACCAACUGAAAUCGUCAUAUCAACUUAAUAGCUGACCAAAUAUGCAGUUUCGACAUAAUAUUCAACGAAAUGACGUCAUACCGUUGAUAUGAAAUAAUAAUAUUAAACGCUGUGACUCAUGCCAAUAACGAUUGCCGAAGGAGUGAGGAAUUGUAUCACAACACAAAUGGCUUCCUAUAACCGGCUGCUUUUUCAUCUUUGAAAUAAAUAAAAAACAAUUAUUGAAUUCGGUUUUCGCAUGAUAUGACGAAUUAUCAAGACCUCAAUUUGUGUUGCAAUUCUUCGCAUCCUGCGAAACCUCCCGGAUGAAAUGGCGCUAAUGGAAAACGUCCUUUAAGAAGACCGAUAAGUGACUGAUUAGAGUUUUAACAGGUGGUUGAUACAGAACAAGUUUUGCUCAUACUGUGACAAAUGUAAUUUCCUUAAUGAGCCCUAAUCCAUUAAGGUACGAAGUGAAAUUACCGCUCAAGUAUACACAGAUGAAGAUUUGACGAAGAAAGGAAAACAUAAACCCAAGAAUGAAAAGUAGGUUUACUUAUUUAAGAAUAUAUCAACAGGGUUCGUUUCCCCCCUGGAAAUCCUGGAAAACUCUUUGAAGAGUCCUGGAAUAACAAAGUGACCCUGAAAACUAAACUUUUGUCCUGUAUUUUUAAAGUUAUGAAGGUUUACGAGAACCCUGUAUCUAAUUUUACCCCAAUAACAACCUGUGACAGUAUAGGCACGACGGUGUUUUUGAAAUUAUCUACAUCUGUUGGCUUUCCUUUAUAGUUACUCCUAACCUACAGUAAUUGUGGAACUUUCAGGGGAAAAGCAAUUCGUUCGAAACUGUACCUCGAUUCUGCAAUCCCUCGAAUAUGUAAUAUUUUCUGUCUCUCACGUUAGAGAUUAUUAGAUAAAUUAUUUUAUGUCUGUCAUGUUAGAGUGGGAAAAGAAGUUGAAGAAGAAAUAGAAGAUGAUGAUGAUGAUAGUGAUGAAGAAGAUGAUAUGCAAUUUUCAACUGUUCUAGGUACAGCAUGUUGUUCAGUGAUAUUAUAUGAACCAAAUGCAAACAUCAUUCGUAUUCUUACACAAUCACUUGUGAAUUAUGACUGCAUUUGGAAUACCAUACUGUAAGAUCUGAGAUAUUGAUUAUGUCUUAUACUUCACAGGUCAAAAAAUUUAUAGAUCAGUAUUUAAGAACAGACCAGCUGACAAGAACGAGUUAUUUCAACCUGGUAGAAUGGUAAGUAGAAGCAAGAGAAAAUAAUAUUUGCGUCGUGUUUCUGUUCUUUAUUACCUAGCUCUCUGUUAGAUAAUUUUAUAUUUUAUGACGAGUACGACAACGAGUAUAAAAAGACUCGAAUAAGCACUUGCGAUAUUUCGUUAGUUUCUCAAUCACUGGAUGACGUGGAUGUGAUAAAUAUAUAUUUUAUUAAAAUAACAGAGGAAGUUAACGUAGUAGGUAGCGGUGUCUUUCUGCUUAUUUGAUUAUGCGUGGGAAUUCUGUAAUAGAUUUCUUCGCACCGUAAGUUGGGUAAUUAAUCAUAGUGUGUCAUUCCUUCUUGACUCUCAUUCCACCAAUAUAAGUAGACUUAGUUCUUGGUGUGUGACUUACAAUAAACUAUACCGGUUAAUAUUGUUUGUCUAUUGGGGGUGUAGCCUCUCGUACUUUAGUUAAUUGUGAGGUUAGUUUUAUCAUGGUAUGUUUGAAAUGAUAUGUGAUUUUAUCUUAGGCCUAUGUGUUUGAGUUGGAAGACGAAUAUGUGGAAAGUGACAUCCCUACUACCUUAAUAAGGAGUAAAGCAGAUUGCCCUGGAAUGGAGGUAAUUGUUUAUUUUACUGAAUUAUUUCUGAGAGUGCAGAGUGUACACAAUAAAUAAUAGUUAGACAGUAACAGCGUUGUUCACACUAGUGAGAUCAACAUAAGCUGGGAUACAGAAGAACAAUUUACUUUGGAUUUAGAUACAACUCAUGGGCGGAUUUACUGGGGGGGGGGGGGGUUAGGGGGUUAACCCCGCCUAGAAUCUCUCUAACCCCUCUAAUAAAAUGUUUGCUGUAUAUUUAGGCUCAGACGACAUUAACUACAAAUGACAUUGUCAUCAAUAAAUUGACGCAAAUCCUGUCCUAUCUCAGACAAGGCAUGCGAGGAAAGAAGAUGAAGAAAAAAGACAGAGGUAGAAGUCAAUCAGACUUUCAGAUUUACCUAAUUUGGGCAUACCCUUAUCAAAACAUUUUGGUUUUGAAUGACCGCAUCCUUUCAUAAUAUGGAGUAUGUAGUUGUAUAAUCUCGAACGAUCUGUGCCAGUCCGAAGAAUACAAGAAGAACUUGGACGUUUCGAUCGAAAGUCCAUCGGCGGUAAGUUUCGAGCGAAGGCCCUUCGUUGGUAAGUUAACAAAUCGCCUUUGCUCGAAACGUCCAAGUUCACCUUUAUUUUUCACGUAGUUGUAACCCUGUCAAUUAGCCAUUCCGAAGUUGAUGAGUGGACUGGGAAAGUGCCCAAAUUAAGAAAUGAACCAAAUCACUAAAAAGACCACCUCAAAAUUACUUUGUAAACUUUGUAAAGUUUGAAGACGUUUACAUGAAUAUCCUUCGAAUAAUAGGCUUUCGAAAAUCGCGAUAUUUACUAUGAAAUGUAUUGUAAUUUUUGUUUUUGGGUCGCGCGUCACAAAAACAAUCUUUUAAUCAGUAAUUUCACAAUUUCGAAAGCCGAUUAUUCGAAGGGUAUUCAUGUAAACGUCUUCGAACUUUGUAUACUUACUAAUUUUGAGGUGGUCUUUUUAGUUAUUUGGUUCAUUUCUUAAUUUGGGCCAAUCUCGAAACCAGAGCCCGCAAUCCUGUGUGGAGGCUUGCUGAGGCUCUGGGAAACUUUUGCACGAAAAUCAGUACAUUUGGAUCCAGUACUCCGCUCGACAUUAUAAAUAGACAUUACUGCCGUCAAACAUGAUUUGAAAAAUUAUUCAAAGAACACUUGCCAUGGUUUUGAAUUGUUGUAAGAUACUGGUAGUGAUUUAUUUUAACUUGUUUAAUUACGGUAAAUCAUGGAUUGUUGUGUUAUUUUAAAUAUUAUUGGCAACGGUUUAUCAUGACCUUAUAUGGUAGUGCUGCACUGUUGUUAUUCUACAUUUUGUUAUUGGCAUAUCAAUAUUUGAAUAGUCUAUUGAUUUCAUAUGAGAAGCUAGGGAAGAUUAAUAAGUUUAUUAAAGUUAUGCUGUGUGUUUCAUUGAUAUGUUUAAACAUAAUACACAAAGAGAAAUAAACGUUAUAUUAAUUUAAACGAUGUUUGAAUCACUAAAUACGGCUAACGGCUCACAGUUUGAAUAAUAAUUAGCACUUGAAAAACAACCAAUCAGAGCCCGACUUUGGCUGGUGUUUCCCAGAGCCUCAGCAAGCCUCUUCAGAGGAUUGCAGGCUCUGGUUUCGAGAUUGAAUUUGGGCACUUUUUAACACUCGUCCCCAGUCCUCUCAUCAAUUUUGGAAUGGCUAAUCCACAGCUUUCUUUUUGUAAAAGGGAGAACAUUCACUGGAGCGACUUUUAGACUCACCAAUGACAUAUACGAUCAUUUCAGGUAAAAACAAGGGUUUGGAUGAUCCAAAUGAACACAGACACAGAGGGAAAAUGCAAGGUUUGGAAAGGUGAGGGACUACGUGUUUGUGCUGUAUUUUGUAUUUAUGCAUAUUUUUAACACGAUCAACAAACAGAAAAUUCUUGCAUGUAGCUAUACUUCUGGGACCGGUUGUUCAAAGCUGGAUUGGCGCUAACCCUGCGUUAAAAUUUAACACGCUAUUUUCGUUUGGGUGCAGUGUAUACAUUUUAGAAAAUAAAACUUCUGCUGAUCCAGACAAGAUUUGUGAAAGAAAAUAUAUCCCCUUGCUUAUAAAGAAGCUGUUGGGAAUAUUGCUUUGAAGUUUUUAGUUAACGUACAGACCCCAAAAUAAGUGCUGCUCACCGGUCAUUGUUGUAUCCCAACAACUAAGUCUCACCUGUUAGAACAGUAUACCGCAGGCAUUGCGCCUAAAGCCUAUGCUCACAACUCAACUUUCUUUCAUUUCUCAUUAAAAGUAUGUGGCUCAGAUAUGCUAUGGCAAACAAUCGUUCUGUUAUAGUUUCAGUCCAAAUACUAAAUAUUCUUGUGUAAAUUGCGCGGUAAUCAUGCAUACGUCUUCAUCAUUUGUCAGUUUUUCUCGCUAUUCUCGCCAAGAAAGUGGGCAUUUUCUUCAGAAUAAUUAUCAUUAAUUAUACUUGUACAAAUCACAUGUUCAAAUAUAGGCGAAAAACAAGAGAUGACCGGCAAAAAAGCCGUUGUAUAAAUUUGAUAAUCCACCGGCCAUGAUGGAUUGUCAAAUUUAGGUUUAGUUUUCAGGAUACCUUCCAGAUUUAUUUCGAGGCAUGUUAAUUCGUAUACACUGUUUGUAUGACACGAUUUACAACGUAAUAUGGAAUAUUUUUACCAUUGUAGUAUUUAUGAAGAUGUUGGUGAUUAUAAUCACCCCAAUCUAAACUCGCGAGAUUCCAGGAAAUCUAAAGAUGCGAAAAAAGACAAACGUCAUUAUUUUGAGAAGACCAGUCAUGGAGAAAGUCAUGUAAGUGUCUUAUUGAUAUUUUUCCAUUUUAUAUAUUCCGUAAUAUUCAAAGAAGAUCCAGGCUCAAGGAUCUUUCGAAAGCUUUGCCAAAUAAAUAUAGAAAGUACUACCAUUUAUUAUUUCAUAUUUAACUUGUACCAUGUUUUCUUUUAUAAAUAGGCGGAAGAAUCUAGAAAACCAGGUACUGUAUGCUAUUAAAAUUUGCAGAAAGAAUUAUGGUUGCAUGGACUUCAUUAAAAAAUAUGAUACUUUUAAAAAUUUUUACGACCGAUUAUUGAUAAUGGGAGAAAUGCAUGGUAUAUAUAGCCUGUGAGCAGACUCUAUAUUAGGUCUGGCUUUUACACUGGUUCUGCCCCAAUAUGCAUGGAGCUUCGAUCUGAGUUCGAUCAAACUAAAGUAUUACUGGUCACAUACUCGCAUGCCCGGAAAUCUAAACCUGCGGAAAGGAGGGACCGCUCGCAGUCUAUUUCUGAUACAGUAUUUUAGCUUUCUAAAAGAUUGCCAUGUUUGUGGUAUGUGUUUUUUUAAUUUAUUAUUUUCGAAUUCAACGAAAUAAAUAAUUCGAUAUAAUUUCGUGUUUAGAAGUUUCGGCGAAGGAGUUCGCCAAGAGCGUCACGAGGCAGUUCAGUGACAAGGUAUUGUAAAUUGAAUAGCGUACUACAUGAACGGGGACUUAGAACUUCAGAAUCUUGUUGGGACUGUAAAUUUGAGUGUAUAGGUAGUAAAGUACGGCAAGUGUGCACUUUAACUGGAAAAAUUACACGGACCAGUGUAGCCCGGCUGACCUGGUCAGCGAAAUUGAGCCCAUAUAUACUUUAGUUGAAGGAUCUUGUAGAUGGAAAUUAUCGAGUGGAAAUUUAUAUAUAUUUAUUAGACAUAACCAGGAACAGCUGCGAAAAAUGCAACUUUAGGUCCCUGCCAGGAGUCGUAUCUGCGAUUCCGGUGCAGCGCUCUAACCAACUGACCUACAUACAGAGGUCAGCCGUCGAGCUUUAUAACCACAAGUUCAUGUAUAUAUAGUAUAGGGUACUGCCAUGUUUAGGUUAUAGGUAAAUAUCGAGAUUUUGUUGGCUUCUCACUCGAUUCAAUAAUAGUUGAAAGGUCUUGUACAGUAGAUGGAAUUUAUCGAGUGGAAAUUUGUAUACAUUUAUAUGCAGUCUAAUAAAUGUAUAUAAAUUUCCACUCGAUAAUUUCCAUCUACAAAACCCUUCAACUAUUAUUGAAUCGCGAGUGGAUGCCAACAAAAUGUUGAUAUUUACCUAUAUACUUUAGCUUUUUAGCCCGACACAUGGAAUUUCCUAUUUAAAAAUUGUAUCACCCCUUGCAAUUGAGCCAGUCAAACCUUAAUUAGCGUUAUUUUAACCCUGCUGUUUUGGUUUGUGCAUUUCUGCACGUCUGUUUAUUUCAAAAUUUGAAAAAUGAAACUUUUGUCGAUCCAGGCAAGAUACCUUAAAAAAGUACUUCCUUUUAUAUAAACAAGCUGUUGGAAUGUUUGCUUUGAAAUUUUCCUCUAACCUGGGAUUAAGCUAACCGACUUUUGAACAACCAGCCCCUGGGGUCUAGAGUUUGUAGCCCCAUCUUCUCUGGGUCAUGUAUCAACUUGUCAAAGUGUACUACUGACAUUCCCUACCUUCCUACCUGCAUACACUGGAUUUACGGGAUGUGAGCAAGCACUUCUGUUGAUAUACUGAAAAAUAUACUAAAUUCAUUGUUUCCAUCUUCUAGGUCGUGUCAGAGCAGAAGGACAAGAAAAAGUCGGGAAAAGAACAGAAAUCAAAAGAAAGUUACGAUCAUUACAGUGAAUGUUAUCCAGGGUAGGUAUUGCAACAUUGCCAACGAAGUAUGAGCGAUAACAACAAACCAUUGUUUAAUUUAAAGACGUUGCAAACCAAUGCACUUAUGUAGGAUCAAAAUUGAACCUGGGGCUGAGGAUAAUAAAAUAGUGGGGGAAUGGGUGGGGCUUACCUUUUUGAUCCUCGGAAAAGGAGAGUUGUCCGUGCAGGGAUAUAGUAAUACUGUUACCAAACAGACGAUAAGUAUACCAAACGUUAGCGUCCUCCGCAGGAAUCUCGUGGUUCACCUGCGUUGCUUGGUUUUAGAAAGCAAAUGCUGCCCGCCAAUUUAAAAGCGAUGCCUUCGGAGGAGCCGCUAACCAAACGUGAUAGAAAGCUGUGUUAUCAGAACUGACAUAAAGGAAAUUCAGUAUAUACCUACAUAUGCAUGUGCUAUAGUAGAUUGCACUGUAGCUCAACUUUCGUAAUUGAGUCCAUUUUAGAAUGAAACCUAUAACUUAUGUGGAUUCCUAUUCACAUUUCCCCACAGAGGAAUGGAUGCAGAUUACAACUACGACAGUGAGGAAGAAGUGGAUUACUCAAAAAUGGACAUGGUAGGGAUUUUUGCCUUUUGAUUUGAUUAAAUUACAUAUAUUGGACGUCCACUGUCAUUCGAAGAAAUCCAUUAUGUCAAUUCCUCUCUUUUAAACACCGCAAAACAACAUUCAUAUCCACAAGCUGCUAAGGCUAUAAUAGAGAUUAUAAUCACUAAGAAACGGGCAAUUUUGAAGCUCCCUAGGAAAAAUUGUUUUUCAAUAUGGGGCGUAUAACAUUUAUCACGUGUUUGGGAUAAUAAGUUAAAUGUGUGGUUAGAAAGCUGCGGAUUGACAGGGAUACAACUAGCUGGAAAAUACAAGAACUUCGACGUUUCAAGCGAAGACCCUUCCAACGAAAUCAGGCUGGGAAGUAUAAUACUCGUGCAAAUUUGUAUAUAGAAUCCCCAAUGAAGACGAGCCACUUCGGGAUACCUGGGUGCGCAGGCGAGGAUUGACCGCAUGACUUUAAGACACGGGUUGAGUUUAUUGGGUUUCUCACUCAUUAGUGAGCAGAUUUCCCAACAGGCUAUUGCCCAAUAAUUGAUAGGGUAUCCCAGGUACCUACGAUUUAACGUCUUUAUCCGAGCAGACGCAAAAGUCUAACUAUGCAUUUACUGAUGUCAAUGUAAAGAUAGCUCUUUCUCAUCAGCUAUAAGACCUUGAGUAUUGAACCCGCGGGUGUCCGGACCAGCUUGAAAUGCAAGCGUGAUGACCACGACACCAUAUGUGCUGGUAUAUGUCUGGUAUAUGUGCUGGUAUAUGUCUGGUAUAUGUGCUGGUAUAUGUCUGGUAUAUGUCUUCUUAAUGUUCUUCAAGUAUUACAGUUAUCUUUAUAUUCUUGUGCUUCAUAGGGUAACAAAAAAGGUCCUAUCAAGAGAUGGGAUUUCGAGACGGAAGAAGAAUACAAUUCUUAUAUGGAACGUAGAGAAGCAUUACCAAAGUAAGUUGGAACAUUUACGCUGAUCAUUGCCACCAUUUUGUUCAUUUUCUCACGUGUUAUUGGAAAAAUUUGGUAACGGCAAAAUAUCGGUCCUUCAAUAUCGGUUAUCGGAAUAUCAGUGUAUUUCCAUAUCGGUGCAUCACUACUGAAUAUUGCGCGAAAACUCACUAGUUCAAAUAAUUGGCGAAGAAAAAGGCUACAAUUGCUGAAUGGUUGGAUCAAGUCUUCUUGGAAAAGUGCAUUAAACCGUAGUUCCUGUGUCUCGAAGAUUUUUUUGUGGGUUGGAUUUGUAAGGCCCCGUUUACAUGAGACCGGAACGAAGUCAAACCGGGACCAUCUCGUUUCGGUCAUAGUAUUAUCUAUAAUAGAUGUUUACAUGAGACCGGGACGAAAAUAACUCAGACUGGUCUCAAGUCAUUCCGCCUUCUGGACCGAACCGACUGACUUCAGACCGGCAUGAAUUCAGACCGGGAUGAAUGUAAACACAAAUACAUUUCAGACCGGUCUCGGCUGUAAUCUUGACAUUGCAUAUUGGAACAACACAUGCUAGCAAAAGCCACCUGAAAAAGAAAAUUGCCUGGCAAGGGGAAUAAAUUGAAGAUUUUGUGAUCCUCGUACCGGUCUCAUGUAAACAUGUUGACAAUUUCAAUUUUCAUUCCGGUUUGACUUCGUCCCGGUCUCAUGUAAACGGGGCCUUAAAAAGCGCCUCAAAGUCGUAACAAUAAUAAUUUCAAAUCUUCUUUUGUCUCCGUGAUCAAAUGAAUGACUUUGGAAACUUAAUUUUCAUCGUGAUUUUAGAGCUGCUUUCCAGUUUGGUGUAAAGAUGAGUGACGGACGAAAAACAAGAAGAACAGGUCCAAAAGAUGAGAAGGCGAAAUUGGACAGAGAUUGGAACAAAAUCAGUCAGGUACAUGUAACGUGAUUUAGUUUGCUAUAUAAACUGAGAAUAGAAAGAAAAAACCCACAUCCGUUAAUCAACUCUUUAUUGACAUUGUAUUCGAUGUUCUUUAUUGACAGUGUUAAAAUAUUAUAAACUUUGCGUGGAGUCUGCAUUGGACUCAUUUGCAUGUGAUAGUUAAAUCUUAUUUUAAUAAGCUUCCAUUAAUUUGCAUGGCACCCUAAUGCGUCCUACUUUAUUGUUUUGUCUAACGCCAGAUUAUUUUACUCUGUCUAAAGCCCAUUUUCCACUAGGCGAAUUUGUUCGCGCCAACAGUAAAAAAGUAGGAACUGAUUCAAUUUUUUCGCUAACCAAUCAAAUUGCCAAGAUUUGGUUUUCGCUUCGCGCGAACAAAUUCGCCUAGUGGAAAAUGGGCUUGACGCCAAACGGCGCUUUUGAAAGCGUUUGAAACUGAGUGUAACUGUUACCUUUUUGUUAAUUUUAAGAUUAUUUCAAAACGAAAAACGGACGGAGGCGAUGACAGGUGAGGCCAGAACUUGAACGUAGGGUACAAUUCUUGUUUGUAGCUGCACUUAUGUGGAAAGAGUCAUUCAACACUCUCCCAAACUUGAUGGGUUUUCUCCCCCCCCCCCCCACAGGUGGUCGAGGAUAAAUAGGUUAGGGAAAGUAAAAAUUGUACAGAUCCAAGCCAAGUCUGACUAUAACAUGGUAUACUGUUUUGAUGUAUUUGGAUGAAAAAACAAAACAAAAGUAGUCUCUUGCGCAAAUGUUCGUUGGUGCGCAUUCGAGUCGUAAGAAAGUUUGCAAGGGCCCAAGGGUUCUAGUGAGUUGAGUGCCUGUAAUUAACCGUUGCUUGGUUCUUGCUGUAGCGAAUUUUACUGUAUGGUAUAUAUUUUCUUUUUAUUUUUUAGAUCAAGAAGUAAACAAGAUAGUAAGAAGUCAAGAAUGUAUUGAUGUGCAGAUUGUUGUGAUAACACUAUGUGCAACUUUUGUUUUUAAAUAAACUCUUCACAUGACAAUAAUUGAAUAGAGCAUUCUGAAUGGCAAAACCUUCAACACCACAAUUUAAACUCUUUAAAUACACCAGAUAAUAUGAGAUAGGAAGAUAUUGUGAAUGUGAAGAAUGGACAAUCAUGUGCUCCCCUGGUUGACUGGAUAUUUUAAAUGGAAGGUCAACCCAGUUAUACCUGAAAUUGCAUAAAUUCCACAUGUAUCAACUAAGUACCAUCAUUAGCCUCAGAUCUCAUAUUACAAUGAUUAAAUAUUUUAAAUAGCAUAAUAGUUUUAUUGAUGACACAAACUUUAAUAUAGUUAUACUUUCCAUACCCAGGAAUUAAUGAACUAGAAUAUCAACCUGAAGAUUAUUACUGAGACAAUAUACUGCAUUUAUACAGAAGUGAAAAUAAUACAACACCACUCAAUUACUUCGUACAAUAAAGCAGACAAAAUUCAUUAUUACACUAGCUCGUCUUUGAAGGUUUUAGUUUUUGAGAUUGAUGGAGUUGAUUGCUCUAUUGACAUGAAGUCAACCAAAAUUGUCUUUCUUUCUGGUUCAAAUUUU
Paramuricea clavata is the source of this 14315-nucleotide messenger RNA. The record is from the annotation of a GenBank genome assembly. NCBI's taxonomy places the organism in Eukaryota, Metazoa, Cnidaria, Anthozoa, Malacalcyonacea, Plexauridae.